UUGGAUUGGUAUUACUUGAAUGGGAUUUGGUUACACCCCUUCUUCUCCUGUAUAAAAGAUGGUCUUGUUUAUUUGAAAGAAAGAAGGCAAGCGAUUGGACAAAAUCCUGACAACAAUUACAAUCCUUCUUUCUGGACCUUUGUUUAAGGUAGUUGGAGGAAGUUGAUGUUUUGGGUUAAUCUUCACGGAAAAACUUGGUUUGUUGUCAUAGGAAGCCCAUGAUAUUUCAACUGCUUCCGUGACUGCUGAACCAAUUCUGUCACGUCAAAGUUGGUUUUCUUAACGUCCGUGAAAUCAGUUUUGAUAUCCAUAACUUAGAAAGCGAGGGACAGCCAAAGAUACCGUUUGUUGUUUCUUGAAUUGAUAUCCUCAGUGUGGAUUUUGGAGAUGAAUAAUUCUGGUGCAGAAAGUGAUAACCGAGCAGCUAUUGAAGUUACCAAGGACAGGAAUGGAAUAGACCAAGUCGUUCUUCGAAACUUUAGAGGAGCUUCAGCAAGGGUUAGCUUGCAUGGUGGACAAGUUCUUUCGUGGAAAACAGAACGUGGUGAGGAGUUAUUGUUCACUAGUAAUAAGGCAGUCUUUAAUCCUCCCAAACCAGUACGAGGAGGAAUUCCAAUCUGUUUUCCCCAGUUUGGAAACCGUGGAUCACUAGAGCAACAUGGAUUUGCCAGGAACAAGAUAUGGGUCAUUGAUCAAAAUCCUCCACCACUUUCCAGUGAUUCCAAUGGAAAAGUCUAUAUUGACUUGUUGCUCAAACCAUCCGAAGAUGAUAUGAAGAUAUGGGCUCAUAGCUUCGAGUUUCGCCUAAGGAUCUCUUUGGCAGCAGAUGGCAAUCUAACUAUGAUAUCUCGCAUCAGGAAUAUCAAUAGCAAGCCUUUCAGUUUCUCCUUUGCGUAUCAUACUUAUUUCUCCAUCUCUGACAUCAGUGAAGUGAGGGUAGAAGGGUUGGAAACUCUUGACUACCUCGACAACCUAUGCCAGAAGGAACGUUUCACAGAACAAGGAGAUGCUUUGACAUUUGAAUCAGAGGUGGAUCGGGUCUAUCUUGAUUCUUGCAAUGUGGUGGCUGUUCUAGAUCAUGAAAGGAAGCGAACAUUUGUGAUACGAAAGGAAGGACUUCCGGAUGUUGUUGUUUGGAAUCCUUGGGAGAAAAAAUCCAAGUCGGUGGUGGAUUUAGGGGAUGAAGAGUACAAGCAGAUGCUCUGCGUUGAUGGUGCAGCAAUUGAAAAACCAAUCACCUUGAAGCCAGGUGAAGAAUGGACAGGUCGCUUAGAACUCUCUGUUGUCCCUUCUACUUGAUUUGAAGUGACUAUUUGUAUGAAUACUGAAAGCAAAUACUAACAAAAAUAAACCACCAAGCAUUGUUUUUUGGGUUUUC
This is a messenger RNA of Gastrolobium bilobum, 1378 nucleotides long. RefSeq names its product putative glucose-6-phosphate 1-epimerase. Gene Ontology annotation, biological process: carbohydrate metabolic process. Gene Ontology annotation, molecular function: carbohydrate binding; isomerase activity. The transcript is spliced from 8 exons. Bases 388 to 1299 code for a protein of 303 amino acids. The record is from RefSeq and is a predicted model, not a curated record. NCBI's taxonomy places the organism in Eukaryota, Viridiplantae, Streptophyta, Magnoliopsida, Fabales, Fabaceae.